AUGGCUAUCAAAUAUCUCAUCUUGCUUUCCCGCCAGGGCAAAGUGAGACUGGCAAAAUGGUUCACCACUCUGUCCCCAAAAGAGAAGGCCAAAAUCAUCAAAGAUGUCUCUCAGCUGGUUCUCGCUCGGCGGACUCGAAUGUGCAAUUUUCUCGAGUACAAGGACACCAAAAUUGUCUAUCGUCGCUAUGCCUCUCUCUUCUUCAUCGCCGGCUGUGACUCCACGGAUAACGAGCUGAUCACCCUCGAGAUUGUUCAUCGCUACGUCGAACAGAUGGAUAAAUACUAUGGGAACGUGUGUGAACUGGACAUCAUUUUUAAUUUCCAAAAGGCCUACUUUAUUCUGGACGAGCUCCUCCUGGCGGGAGAGAUGCAAGAAAGCAGCAAGAAAAAUGUGCUGAGGUGCAUCAGUCAAGAGGAUAGUCUCGAAGAUAUGGAGGUAAGCAACGUUGAUAAUUCCUCACAUGCACCCCUCUGA
Cladophialophora immunda is the source of this 477-nucleotide messenger RNA. RefSeq lists its product as uncharacterized. Gene Ontology annotation, cellular component: AP-1 adaptor complex; intracellular membrane-bounded organelle. The transcript has 4 exons. The coding region runs from base 1 to 477 and encodes 158 amino acids. Gene Ontology annotation, biological process: protein transport; vesicle-mediated transport. The record is from RefSeq and is a predicted model, not a curated record. Gene Ontology annotation, molecular function: clathrin-cargo adaptor activity. Lineage: Eukaryota; Fungi; Ascomycota; Eurotiomycetes; Chaetothyriales; Herpotrichiellaceae.